Babesia microti strain RI is the source of this 177-nucleotide messenger RNA. RefSeq lists its product as hypothetical. NCBI's taxonomy places the organism in Eukaryota, Apicomplexa, Aconoidasida, Piroplasmida, Babesiidae. The coding region runs from base 1 to 177 and encodes 58 amino acids. The transcript has a single exon. The record is from RefSeq and is a predicted model, not a curated record.
AUGGAUCAGGGAAGCAUCUAUAACGGAGACGAAUAUAGAAGAGACAAACUGUCUAUAACAAUAGACAUGAUCAUUUUUGUCAUCUUCAUAAUUCAUAUUAUGGGAUCAAUUAUAUUCAUGUGUAAAAUGGCUAGUUAUAAGAGGAAUUACAUAUACACUUCCGUAACACAUCGCUAA